AUGAUAGGUGUUAGUGAGGGUCCCAACUGGAAAAACUCUGAAUCAAUUUAUGCUUGGAUAAAGCAUUUUAAACAAAAUCCUGAUGUUCAACCAUCCAAGCUUGUGGAGUCCUUUUAUUCUCUUUUUCCUUUAAAAGGUCAAGAAGAUACACUACAAACUUUGUGUAAUGGUUCUGGCAGUAGGAAUGGUAUAUAUCAAAGAUUUUCAAAGAGAAAAAUAAGAGACCAUUCACUUCAUCCUAUUCCUGUCCUAGUUGGUGGACCUGGAACUGGUAAAAGCUGGAUCCUCCAAGAACUUCCUGCAUUACCACAUAAUCAUGUUCAACAAUAUUCAUAUGAUAAUGAACUGAAGAAUGCAAUUUGUGAAAAAAAAAUGUUUGCCAUUAAUGUCACAUUUGGUAAUGGUAGUAAUGUUGACAUUAGAGAUACUAAAAUUGGAGGUCAAGCAUCAGUUGGGUUAUGUAUACUUUAUGAGCAUUUCAUCUAUGGAAGUGAUAUUGAUUUUCACAAAUUCCAUGACCAAUGUUGUCAAUAUGCAAAUGUAGAGAAUUUUACAAUUCAUCAGGCAUUUGAAGUAAUUUUUAAGGAUAUCCACACUGACAUCAAAAUUGUGAUUCUUGGCAUUGAUGAAUUGAAUGCAUUACAUCAAGCAGAUCAAAGUUCUGAGAAGAUUUUAGUUUGUUCAAUUGUAAGAGCCAUUGGUGGAUUAAGUUUUAGCAGCAUGAAAAGAUUCUAUUGUCUGGAACAAUACAAGGGCCUCUUGAAGCUUUUGUCAGAGAUUCCCACGUAUCUUUUUUUAUGUUUACCACUCCAUCUUCUUAGUAAUGAUGAAAUGUUUGACAUUGGUGUAAAGAUUGCUGAAUUUGAACCACUUAUGGCAAAAUACAUAUCAAAUAACACCUUUUCAUGUUGCAUUAGUGACAUUGGUGGUCAGGUAUUUCAUGAGGUUAAAUCAGAACUCUUAUCACGAUAUCCACUUCAGGAUUUUGCAGUAGAUGCAACCCCAAUGAUGGCAUGUGCUAUUCUUAAUAUUCCAGUAGAAAGUACUGAUGCAAUUAACAUUGGAAAAUCCCAAAUAACUUAUCUUGAUCUUGCAUCAUUGGAAUUUAAUGCACAGUUUUGGGCUCUGCAUCUCUGCCUUCUUUCAGCAUUGAACAAAAAAAUUACAUUAAAAGAACUGUUUGGAGGUGCAAUUGGUGUUGGUGAUGUUUCAGAAACUGUAAUUGACCUUGUUUAUCAAUCUACAGUGGACAUGCAGUCACUGGAUUACAGAUACCCCCAUUCCAAGGAUGCUAAUUUGCAUGAAAAUUUGGGGAUUGUAUAUUGGAAUGAUCCUACAGCAAAACAACCUCAAACUAUAAAUAGAAAGAUGUUGGAUGAAGAGUAUGAUAAAUAUUUAGAAGGGAUAAAAAAAAUCUACAAUUUGAUUGGGAAAAAUUCUUCCAUUACAAAUUCAGCCUUGCUUUUAUCUACAAAUGGUAGAAGUACAUCAAAUCUUUUAUCACAACCAUUAGAGCAUAAUAACUAUUUUGUGGUGGAUUUCAUACUGAAGCAAUUAAGAACUUUAUCAACUGACCAGAAAUUGCAAAAGAAAAGAAAAGAGAGACCAUUUGAUGAUAUAGAAGUAAUUAAAAGUAACAAAGUUGAAAAAAACAACAGCAACAGCGGAAAUAAUAAUGAAGAAGGGCUUAGCCCCGAGUUUGUAGGAAAUUUCUUGGACAAUCUUACAAAAAUUUAUAAACAUGGUAAAACAUUUUUGACUUUGAGUGAAGAAAAGGAAAAUUUAUCAAAGGAAAUCUUGCAAAUCAGAAACGAAUAUAAUAGUAUAAUUAAAGAGAAGGAUAAAACAAUUUCUGAAAAUAAAAGAAUUAUAAAAGAGCUUGCUGUUAGUAAUUUACAACUAUCAACCAAAAAUAGUGAUUUGCUUUCAAAUAUUAAUAACACCACUCGUAAUUUAGAUGAAGUCAAAGAGGAACUACUAAAACAAAAUGCUAAAAAUGAGGAAUUAACUGAAACCAAUCUUAAUUAUCUAGAUCAGUUAAAUACAAUAAAAAGCUUUUUUGCCAAUCUUAAUGGUCGUAUUACUGAAUUAGAAUCACAAAAUAUAGCCAACCAGAUAUCAACCCAAUUUUCACAAGAUUUUUCUUUAUUGCAAGAUAAAAUUUAUAAUUACAUCACAAGUUUAAGAACUACAAUAGCAGAAAUUAAUUAUGACAAUAUAAAUGACCUUUUAAUAAAAUAUAAUUUGUCUGGUGUCAAAAACAUACAAAAAAAUAAACCAUUAAUUAAAGCUAUAUUGCAAAGAACAGUUUUUGACAAAUUGAUUGAAUUGUUGAAAGAUCUUGGAAAAAAUUGUUAUUAUUCAAAAUAUCAGAAUUUACAUAGAGACUCUUCACUUGAAUAUGAUUUAUAUGUAUCAAUAAACGGAUUAUAUAAUAAAGCAAACGAAUUAGUUAAAAAUCGAAAUCGUGAUCAACUUUCUACCACCACCACUACCUCCAGAUACAAUAAUACUGACAACGGCAAUAAAGAACACGAAUUUAUUACUUGUAAUAAGCAACUACUUGAUCAACAUAUAAGUCAAUACAGAAAAAUUAUAAAUCAACAAAAACAAAAUGAAAUUGACAAAUUAUCAGGUGAAAUUAUAAAAUAUUUCAUAAAAGUAUUUCAUUUCACACCUUUGGAAGAUUUGGAUGAUCUUGAACUUUGUUGGGUUCUUAAUGAAUCAAAAAUUGAUCCAGAAUUUAUGGAGGGUCAAUGGGAGUAUGAUAAAGUCGAUGAUUAUGUGGUAGAAAUUUGUAGAUUUCCCUUAAUUAGAACUCCCAAGAAAAUAUAUUCACUUGCAGAAGUAUUUGUUGGCACACUUGAUAAUUCCAAUACAAGAACUAAAUCUGACAUGUCACUUGAAAUCAUAAAAUUGAGAAAGUAA
Messenger RNA from Entrophospora candida, 2928 nucleotides. Lineage: Eukaryota; Fungi; Glomeromycota; Glomeromycetes; Entrophosporales; Entrophosporaceae. The record is from the annotation of a GenBank genome assembly.